This is a messenger RNA of Triticum turgidum subsp. durum (durum wheat), 2238 nucleotides long. The record is from the annotation of a GenBank genome assembly. NCBI's taxonomy places the organism in Eukaryota, Viridiplantae, Streptophyta, Magnoliopsida, Poales, Poaceae.
AUGGAAUUUUCCGCCCUUCUGACUUCGGCGGGCAUAAACAUCGCCUUGUGCAUUCUCUAUCUGUCCCUCUACUCCAUCCUCCGCAAGCAGCCGCACAACUUCCGCGUCUACUUCGGCCGGCGGCUCGCCGAGGAGAAGUUCCGGCAGCAGGUGGACUACUUCUCCUUCGAGAGGCUCCUCCCCACCGCCGGCUGGCUCGUCAAGGCGUACUGGUGCACCGAGGACGAGAUCCGACGCGUCGCCGGCCUCGACUCCGUCGUCUUCCUGCGCCUCUUCAUCUUCAGCAUACGCAUCUUCUCCAUAACUACCCUUAUCUGUGUCUUUGGAGUGCUCCCUGUGAAUUACAAUGGCCAAGAAAUGGCCCACACGCGGGUCCCAGCGGAGUCGCUCAAUGUAUUCACCAUUGCAAAUCUCAAGGAAGGAUCAAGCAAGCUUUGGGUGCAUUGUACUGCUUUAUAUGUUAUAACAAUCUCAGCCUGUAUUCUUCUUUUCCAAGAGUACAGGUAUAUCUCAAGAAAGAGAUUAGCACACAUCACUGGAUCAACGCCCAAUCCGGGUCAUUUUGCUGUGCUUGUUCGCUCGAUUCCAAAGUCACACAACGAGCUUCUUGAUGACACCAUCAGGAAUUUCUUUCUUAACUAUCAUGGAUCUAGUUACCUGUCACAUCAGAUGAUCUAUCGAAAAGGGAAGUUGCAGAAUUUUGUGGAUAGUGCCGAGAGGGCUUACAGGAAAUUUGUAAGAGUAAAACUUUCGGCAUUUGACCAGAACAUGCGGUCUAGCUUGAACAGAUGUGGUCUCUGCGGAGUACAAGCUUCCUCGUUUGAGCUUUACCGCAACAAGUUCGUCGAGGCCAAGAAGUCAGACCUCACUGAUCCAGAAGUAGUCGAGGCUCAAAAGGACUGCCCAGGUGCUAUAGUGUUCUUCAAGACUCGCUACGCGGCAAUUGUGGCCUCCCAAGUUCUUCAGUCUUCGAACCCUAUGCUAUGGGUGACAAAUCUGGCGCCGGAGCCGCGCGACGUCUACUGGUCGAACCUCUGGAUACCCUACAGGCAGAUCUGGCUCCGGAAAAUCGCGACGCUCGCGGCUAGUGUCUUCUUCAUGUUUGUCUUCAUCGUACCCGUCGCGUUUGUUCAAAGCAUGAUGCAGCUGGAACAGCUCAAGCAAAUGUUCCCAAACCUGAGAGGCGCACUCAAGACGUCAUUCUGCGUGAGAGUCGUAACGGGGUACCUCCCCAGCGUGGUCCUGCUGCUGUCCCUGUACACCGUUCCUCCCCUGAUGAUGCGCUUCUCGGCGAUCGAGGGGUCGAUUUCUCGCAGCGGCAGGAAGACGAGCGCGUGCACCAAGAUUCUCAUCUUCAACAUCUGGAAUGUCUUCUUUGUGAACGUGCUAUCAGGGUCCGUGCUCAACCAGCUGAAUGUGCUCACUAGACCCAAGGACAUGCCGUCUAUGCUAGCCGAGCUCGUGCCAAAGCAGGCAACGUUCUUCAUGACCUACGUCCUCACAUCAGGCUGGUUCAGUCUAUGCUCGGAGAUACUGCAGGUGUACAACCUGGUGUACAAUUUCUUCAGGAAAUUCAUAUGUUGCUACCAGGACGAGCCAGAAUACGUCUACUCUUUCCCCUACCACACCGAAGUCCCCAAGGUCCUCAUGUUCAACGUGCUCGGCUUCACGUUCUCGAUCAUGGCGCCUCUCAUACUGCCCUUCUUGCUCGUCUACUUUUGCCUCGGCUACUUGGUGUACCGCAACCAGAUUCUGAACGUGUACUACCCCAAGUACGAGAUGGGAGGGAAGCUGUGGCCGAUCAUGCACAACACCAUGGUGUUCUCCCUGGUGCUCACGCAGAUCAUCGCGCUGGGCGUGUUCACCAUCAAGAAGGCGCCGAUCUCCACGGGGUUCACCAUCCUGCUCCUCAUCGGCACCAUCCUCUUCAACGAGUACUGCAGGCAGCGCUUCUCCCGCAUCUUCAACUCCUUCUCCGCCCAGGACUUCAUCGAGCUGGACAGAGAAGACGAGCAGUCCGGGAGGAUGCGGGAGAUCCACGAGCACCUGCUGGACGCCUACUGCCAGUCGCCCCCGGGCAGCGCCGACGAGAUCCCGAUGGAGAUGAUCAUGGAGGACCCGGCUCAGGAGGCGUCCAACUCGAGCCAGGAGCUCUGCGACACGGUGCAGGAGGUGGCCGGCUCCAUCAUCCAGGAGCACAUCGAGGAGCGGCACGGGAGCUCCAGCGGACGCCGCUGA